AUUUGCAUUAAUCUUCGCAUAGUUUGAAGCCGCGGCACACCACCUACGCACAAUGCGAGAAGAGUCUGUGCGAGCUUCGACCAACACUUGCAAUCCGUCGGAUCCUCCAAGUCUUAUAUCCACUCGGACGCUAUCUCUGUCGGAAAAGAAAGGGGUAGCGCAUCUACAGCUCAGAUGAGAUGGCAGCUGUUGACGACAGUCGACCUGAGGGCGUUUGGAGGAUGAGUGAUCGGAUAUGGAAGAAACGAAAAAUAGCAAAGAAAGGAGAGAGGGAGAGAAAGGAAAGAGAGGCAAAGAGAACUGUUUACGCAUAGCUCGAGAAGCGACGAUAAAUGGUCAGACACGGCAUCAAUGGCAAGGCGAUGAAAGGCAUCGCCAACGGCCACGCCAACGCGCCAACGGCCACGCCAACGGCCACGCCAACGGCCACGCCAACGGCCACGCCAACGGCCACGCCAACGGCCACGCCAAUGGUCACGCCAACGGCCACGCCAAUGGUCACGGAGCCGACGUCAUUAUCCUCGCUACGGAUGCCACUGGUGGUCUGGGUGCAUGCCUGGUGUUGAAUUUCGUCAAGAGCAGCCGCGUGCGCAAGGUCAACCGACGGGGAUUUCAGGAUCUCCGAAUGCGCCAGGUGGACAAUUUACAGGUGCGCGGCCUCGAUGCGUACCUUUUCGACGAGGGCGGCAAGGUGCAGCUCGUCAGAAAAUACCUCAAGAAGCCUAGUUUGGGCCUCGAGCAGUCGCUGUACGAACAGAUGCGCGACUCGGUCAGCGUCGUUGUCCGCAAUGCCUGGUGAUCCAACUGUGAGUGUGCGCUCUUGCUCUUCCUUUG
Messenger RNA from Acaromyces ingoldii, 834 nucleotides. RefSeq lists its product as hypothetical. The coding region runs from base 236 to 799 and encodes 187 amino acids. The transcript has 2 exons. NCBI's taxonomy places the organism in Eukaryota, Fungi, Basidiomycota, Exobasidiomycetes, Exobasidiales, Cryptobasidiaceae. The record is from RefSeq and is a predicted model, not a curated record.